Molecule: messenger RNA, 2928 nt
Organism: Fusarium coffeatum
Lineage: Eukaryota; Fungi; Ascomycota; Sordariomycetes; Hypocreales; Nectriaceae
Exons: 4
Coding region: 1-2928 (975 amino acids)
Biological process (GO): protein phosphorylation; mitotic cell cycle; regulation of protein localization to mitotic spindle pole body
Cellular component (GO): nucleus; spindle pole; centrosome
Molecular function (GO): protein kinase activity; ATP binding; protein binding
Source: RefSeq, a predicted model, not a curated record
AUGGCCGACAUCAAAACGAAGACCGCGGCACAACUCAAGGCUGCAAAGGAGAAGGAACACCCUCCGCCUCCUCCAACAGAAGUCCCAGAGCCACCAAGCACCGAUCGACCCGAUGGAGCAACCUACCAGGUUGGUAAACUGCUGGGAAAGGGUGGGUUUGCUGUAUGCUACAGUGGUCAACUCCUCCCAACAAAGCAGCGAUUCGCCCUCAAGAUCGUCAAAAGCCAUAUGCCUCCCAAGAUGGAACAGAAGUUCCAAACCGAGCUCCAAAUUCACUCCAAGAUGAAGCACAAGAAUGUUGUCCAGUUCCUGCGAGCCUUUUCUUUCGAGAGGUGCACCUACCUAAUUCUCGAAUUGUGUCCCAAUGGUUCCUUAAUGGAUAUGGUGAAGCGAAGGAAAGGCCUCACCGAGCCCGAGGUCCGUUUCUACUCGGUCCAAAUCGCUGGUGCGAUUAAGUACAUGCACAGCAAAGGCAUUAUUCACCGAGAUUUGAAGAUGGGCAACAUCUUCCUCGAUUCCCAGAUGAACGCGAAGAUUGGUGAUUUUGGACUUGCCGCUCUUCUGGUGACAGGUAGAGAUAUGCAUACUAUCCGUCGAACCACCCUAUGCGGAACACCAAACUACAUUGCUCCUGAAAUUCUCGAGAAGGGAAAGAAGGGCCAUGACCACAUGGUCGACAUCUGGAGUCUGGGCAUCAUUAUGUUUGCCAUGUUCACAUCGAAACCCCCGUUCCAGUCUUCGACUACUGAUGAAAUCUACCGCCGAGCUCGAGAGAGGGACUACGAUUGGCCGUCCGCAGAGACAUCUCGAAAAUACAUCAGCCAGGAAGCUAAGGAGCUAGUUGCCAACAUGCUUCAAGACGCCGAAAGCCGACCGGAGCCGGAAGAGAUCAUUCAGCACCCCUUCUUCACCUGUGGCUAUAUGCCUACCGAAGCAGAGAUGACCCCCCGCCUGAGAGAGGUCCCACCGGAGCGUGAAGAAUUCUACGCCAGUCGCAUGAGCAGCUCACUUCAAGCGCAAUCGUACAGAAAUUUCAAGGACAUGUGCCGAGAAUGUGGCAUUGGCCCAUUUGCACCAGUGCAGGUUGUUCACACGCAGACCUGGAAGGAGAUGGCAGCCGAGGAGAAGGCUGGACUGACACCCCUGAUUCCUCUUGAGGAGGGCAUCGUGUACAGGCCAUUUGAAGAGUGGCUGAAGGAGCAGCAGCAGAUCAAGGCGAGAUAUACAGCGUCCGUGGCGGCCCAGGCAAGUAUAGCGACUGAGGAUCCUCUUUCUGCUAGUCAAAGGGCACCAGUAGGCUUAUUACGCCAGCCCCCGCAGAGCUUCGCCGCGCAACAAAGAAUGCAACAUAGGCCAGCCGGAUCCGUUCUGCCUACGAAGCCUCGCCCAGCGCCUGAGCCCACACUUUCGGCUUCUCAGAGCGUACGAACGAGGACACGAAGGGAACUGCCCCGAGAAGGUCCUCCAAGGGCAACUGUCGAGCCUGCAGGCAAAACUAUACGAACUUCCACUCGAUCUGCACCUCCGGUCAGGGCAGCUUCCCAGCAACCCCCAGAGCGUCAGCUGUCUGAUAGACCUACGCUUGACCGUCAAGGAUCUGCUCCGGCCACUACUGCUCCUCCCGCACCGGCUGCACCUCCCAAGAAAGACACGACCAACAUGCGUCCCGCAACAUUAUUCAGUUCCUCUGAAAGACAGUCCAGAAUCACGGGUACAAAGCCCGACAUGAUAUUGGACCGCUUACGCUCCCUUGACAAGGAACUGGAGCGAGCCCUCAACUCGAGAACGACUGCUAUUGUCAAGUCGAGCUCGGUGACACCGCCUCACCCCCAUGUAGUUGUUAAGUGGGUUGACUACACCAACAAGUUUGGUCUAGGAUACAUUUUGAACGAUGGUAGCGUGGGUUGCAUUCUUCGAGAUAUCCCAACCACGGAAAAUGGAAAGGCAGCUUUGCUUCCUCCCGCGGGAGUCUUCAUCCGUGGUGCAGAGAGGCACAUUGUUCGACGUGAGGAUGAGACCUACGGAGACAGAAGCCAACCUCUGCCCAUGACCGAGCCCAUCAAGUUCUUUGAGAACAAUGGUGAAUCUGGACUCGCCGAAGUGGUUGUUUCCCCUGAGCAGUUCCGCGUAUCUGUGAACGAGGAUGGGACUGCCGGCAAAAUGCAGCCUGGUAAGGAUAUCUUCCAGCAUCGAAAGCGUGAAAGAAUCAUCCUUUGGAAGAAGUUUGCCAACUACAUGAUCGCGUAUGGACGGGACGACGUUGCGCCUGUUGAAGAGACAGACCCAGCUGGUGCCAUAUCUCCAGGACAAAAAGGCACAGUGGCCGAAUUAGUUACCUUUUACCAGCGUUUCGGAGACGUUGGAUGCUGGGUCUUUUGCGACGGACACCUCCAAUUUAACUUUCCCGACCACACCAAGAUCGUUCUUGAUGCCCAAGGACAAUGGUGCCACUUCUGGCAUCUUCCUCAAGAUGCUGCAGAGAGACUUGCUGCAACCGGCACUAUUGGUGCCGCUGCUCUUGAUGAUAGGGCAAUGCUGUCGUAUCCUCUCCAAACAUUGUUGAACUUUCACGUUAAGCCUGCUGCACCACGUGCUAGUCGUUCAGCAAAAACCCCAGCGCGAACACGGCUCGAAAUUGCUCCCGAGCUGCAGGGCAUUCCGGCCGCAAACGAUUUCCGCAGGAAGAUUUCGUUUAUCAGGGAUGUGGUCAGGGAAUGGGUCACAAAUGGAGGCCUAGGCAACAGUCAGAUGAGUCGAGAGUCUCGUCUCCGCUGGGGUGGACACAGAGAAACCAUCAGCAGCCAUGCGCCGCAAAAGCAUGUCUGGGUUACGGUGGGAGCCCGAUGGGGUGACCAGCGAAUAUCAACCUAUGUCGACCCUCGCAAGCCUUGGGAGCUUGGCGAGGACGUUGAUCCAAACAAGAAGUGA